Molecule: messenger RNA, 1720 nt
Organism: Jaminaea rosea
Lineage: Eukaryota; Fungi; Basidiomycota; Exobasidiomycetes; Microstromatales
Product: nucleoside hydrolase
Exons: 3
Coding region: 213-1622 (469 amino acids)
Biological process (GO): purine nucleoside catabolic process
Cellular component (GO): cytosol
Molecular function (GO): purine nucleosidase activity
Source: RefSeq, a predicted model, not a curated record
GCGCCCCGCACGCGUUGGAUUGAGAAGAAAGCACACAAGUAGCGCAGAGCCCCUGCGCUUCGACCUUGGGACUUCCCCACAUUCCCGGACCCACCUGACCACGCAGAGCGUCCUACCUUUUUCCGCUCUUCAUUCGCUUCUUCUUCAGGUGAUUAUCCAUAGAAAAGCCUUCAUAUCUAUCUAGAGCAUCCUCCAGCUUCCACGAGUCAGUCAUGACCUCCAGCACAUCCGAGCCAAGUCGCGAUCCUCCGCUCGCGCCAGGACAGAAGGUGGAGCCCGUCAAGCUCAUCAUCGAUACGGACCCUGGCGUGGACGAUAUCCUCUCCUUCAUCCUCGCCCUCUCCCUCCCGCACGUAGACCUGCUCGCCCUCACCCUGACAUUCGGCAACACAACCCUCGACUAUGCGCGCGAUAACGUGCUGCGACUCUUCGGGGUCUUGCGCAAGCAGUAUGAGGCCUCGCCUGAGGGCAGCGCAGAAAGGGAAAGGUGGGGUCGCCUGUUUGGUCCAGAGGCGAGGAACAGGGUCAUUGAUCUAGCCCUUGGUGCUGAGGGACCCUUGGGAGGCAGGCAGCGCUUUACUGCGUCUUACUUCCAUGGGCGUGACGGAUUGAGCUCGGUAGCUUUCCUCAAAGACGACCCCUUCCCGCUGCCCGUACCGCCGCCUAUGACCGGCCGCAGCAGCGAGGUCGAGGGGACGCCUUACGUGCCAGCUCCUCUCCGCCUCUCUUCGAGCGACUCUGCCUCCACUCUGCUCUCGCACCUGCGCAACAAUCCGCCCAACACCAUUCGCAUCGCGGCCAUCGGUCCUCUCACCAAUUUGGCCCUCGCCUGGCAAAAGGAUCCGCAUACGUUCGCUCGCGUUGGGCUCAUCUCCGUCAUGGGUGGUGCCCUCGAUGUACCGGGGAAUACGGCGCCUUGCUCCGAGUUCAACACUUAUGCUGACCCGUGGGCCGCUAAGGUGCUGUUCGAGGAGGCCGUGGGACAUGAGGCGCUCAAGGAGAAGAGAGGACAGAGGUUGCCCAUUGAGCUUCUCCCGCUGGACAUCACGGGGAGGAGCACUGUGCCCUACAAGAGGUUGAUGAGUGGGGGAGACAAGACGCCGUUGAGUCGGUUCAUCACCUCCAUCCUUGCCCAUCCCCGCCAAGUGACAAAUAGCUACGCCCCCUCCGCCUCCUCCUUCGACCCUGCAGUGCACGACCUCUUCCAAGCGCACGACCCGCUUGCCGUGGCCCACGCCUGCUUUGCCUCUCGCUCUCAAGCGGAAGGCUACCACUCUGCACCUUCGCAAGACGCGGUGCCUAACGAGCGCCGCAGCGAGGACGAGGGGCGCGGCUGGUGCUAUCAGGAGCGUCACUUCGCCGUCGAAACGGAGGGGACAUUAACGCGUGGCAUGUGCGUGGUCGAUCGACGUGCUCAUGGAGAAGAGGGGGAGAAGAAGGCGAAAGGAAAGAGCAGGGCAGAAAUUGUUGCCGAAGAGGAAGCCAGGCAGGCCAAUGGCGGCGCCAAGAUCGACGAGAGCGAGAGCGCUACGGGUACGCCCGGACUCGUGAGCGUGGUGACAGAGAGCCCUGCAGAGGGAAAGUGGUUCCCGGACGUGUUCUGCUGGAGCUUGGGGUGCUAGAGGACGCCCGUCGUCCAGCCGUCUUUUGCAUCGACGGACAUCACACUGGAUACGUAGAGUCACAUCGUCGCAUCGCACUGGAAUAGCACCAUAUCGAU